AUGUAUGUAAGCUAUAAAAAGAAUGAUGGUACACAAGUUAAAGUUCCAUUAGACAACAACUGCUACUUAAACUUAUAUGGAGACGAACAAAAGAAAUAUUUAAGAGUUUAUGAAAUGGCAGAUAUGACAUUGCCUGACCCAGCUCCGGCACCACAUUAUUAUGACUAUGGAGAUGACGACAGAACACCACAUGUAGAUGAACAAAAGCUAACAUUAUAUUUAGAUUAUUAUAGAUAUAAAAGAUAUAAUGCAAUAGAAAAAACGAGAAUAGUAUAUUAUUAUACAGAUGACAGAAAUAAAUAUUAUAGUCAAGAUUUUACCUACCCUGAAAACAUAAGAUUAUAUUAUAAAAAAUAUUCCGACACAAACCAGAAGAAACCUGAAAUAGUUGCACUAUAUUUUAAGUUCAAAAGAGACAAUCCUAUAAUAUCUCAUAUGUUUGAUUUAAUGAACCCAGUAGGUUCUAUUUAUACAUCUAUGGAUGCAAGAGGUCCUCAAGUAAUGUUUGGUGUUGGUGCAUGGGAACAAAUAGUCGACAGGUUUUUGUAUUGUGCAAACUCUUCAAAGGAAACAGGUGGAAGUAAAACGAUUUCAG
This is a messenger RNA of Trichomonas vaginalis G3, 595 nucleotides long. Its product is annotated as phage tail repeat-like family. The annotation marks the transcript as partial. Lineage: Eukaryota; Parabasalia; Trichomonadida; Trichomonadidae. The record is from RefSeq and is a predicted model, not a curated record. The transcript has a single exon.